Ceutorhynchus assimilis (cabbage seed weevil) is the source of this 2578-nucleotide messenger RNA. The record is from the annotation of a GenBank genome assembly. NCBI's taxonomy places the organism in Eukaryota, Metazoa, Arthropoda, Insecta, Coleoptera, Curculionidae.
UUUUUGAAAAUAGAUUCAUGAUGGGCUAUGAUGGCUAUGCUGGCGGGGGGCUUUUACGUGGUAGAAGUGGGUAUUGUUCUGAUAGCUGUGAAAACACUCUACUCUACCCUUAUAGCCGUCCUUUUUUUUCCAAUUUUAGCAGACACCGCAAAAAACUUACAUAAGCACCAAGCAACACUAGUUCUCGCACCUGGAAAACGAAUAUGGAAAGGUGUGAACUACGUUGUUUGAAAUGUAUUACCAUUCCCUUCUUAGACAUUCGUCCGAAUGUAAAUUAGUAAACGUUUUUGGGCGUGGCUUCUGGAGAAGUUUUUUCGCCACCGGCGGGCUGUUCACCCCCCCUCAUAAAUGCCGGUGCAUGAACAUCAGCACCCACGAGGUUUUCUGAAACCCGGCGCCCCUGAUUCCGUUCCAAAACCGUUGUAUGUGAGUCCACUUGCCAAAAAGUCGUGUAGUGUGUGGUGAAAAUAGACUGACGACGUUGUUAAUCGCGACUAUGAAAACCGUGUAGUGUGUGGGGCCCUUAACGGUUUGAAGGGUUGUAGGAACUUCGCACUCUGCACCCAAAAGCGGCUCAUAUCGAUAAUUCUGUCCUCUGUUAGGAUACGGUGUCAAUGUUGUACCUACUAUUUCUGACAUAGAGUUUGUCUGCAGAUUAUGUGAAUGUGCUUGUUAAGAAAAUACAUACAAUAUUUAUAAGUUUAAUCAAUAUUUCUUGGGUAACUUAAGGUUUUAUGCUAGAGCUUAGGGAAAGAGCUACGUUUCAAGAAAGGACCUGGUGGCGACAUCUAUUAAAUAAACCUCAAUUUACAUUAGUAAAAGAUAUUACAGAAAGCAAUACAAGAAGCGAAUUUUGAUCGAGGUCCCAUCUAUCAGCAUUAUUUGCUGUAACAGUACUGUGGCCAUUAUAAACCGACCAAAAAUCAGUUUGUUUAAAAAAAAAACCAAGUUUCCUCCUAUUAUACACUGAUGUGAUUACAGAAAACUGUAGUUCUUCUUGUGUAAUACCAGUACCCUCUAUGCUCCAUCAUGAAAACUGUCUAUUGACAUAUUUAUCCACGUGGUUGUUUGUAUUUUUUUGAAUUUGAUUUUCAAAUUAAAUAAUAUACAAUGAUAAUACUUAUGCCACAAGAAUUCCUUAUGCAUUAAAAUACAAUUAGAUGCGUCUUGGAACAAUAAUUAGCGUUAAGCAAUAGGUUGGGAAACUUCUUCAACAUUACUCAAUCAAUAUAUUUUAAGUACUCUUAUCUCAAGACUUAAAAAUGAUAAUAAAAUAAUAUUUCUUUAAUAAUAUUAGUGUUUGAAAAUGGUUGACAAAGAAGAAACCUUAAGUUCAAAUCAUAGUCACAUUAGGGACGGUAUUAUUGACUUUACAGCAGGAUGUUUAGGCGGUAUAGCAUUGGUAUACGUUGGCCAGCCUCUGGAUACUGUAAAAGUAAAAAUGCAAACCUUCCCUUUACUCUACACAAACACGAUAGAUUGCUUUAAAAGAACCUACUUACAAGAUGGCAUUAUAAGAGGCCUUUACGCUGGCACUGUGCCUGCUUUAGCAACCAACGUGAUGGAGAAUGCUGUUUUGUUUCUGUGCUACGGCUUUUGCCAGAAAAUAAUUAUCAAUGCCUCAGGAGCGAAUUCAGCAGAAGAUCUCAGCGUGCUCUCUAACGCCUGGGCAGGAUUCCUAGCUUCGUUUUUCUCAUCUAUAGCAAUUACGCCCACUGAACUGAUCAAAUGUAAAUUGCAAGCCAUGCACGAAGUUAAUAAUGCGCAAAGUAGCAAAAACAUUAAAUACAUUGGACCACUGACUUUGACUAAGCAAAUAAUAAAAAACGAAGGCACUAAAGGGUUGUUUAGAGGUCUAGUGCCCACUUUAGCCCGCGAAAUGCCCGGAUACUUUUUCUUUUUCGGUGGCUACGAAGGCACUAGAGAAUUGUUGCGCAAGCCCCACCAGAAAAAGGAAGACUUGGGCCUGUGGAAAACCAUGGUGGCAGGCGGUGUGGGAGGUAGCGUGUUUUGGACGACGACUUUUCCUUUUGAUGUAGCAAAAUCACGCAUACAAGUCAAUAACACUACUGACAAUUUAUGGGUAACCAUUUCGAAGAUUGCCCAAAAGGAAGGAGUUUCUGCUUUGUAUAAAGGUCUAACUCCCACCUUGAUUAGAACGAUACCUGCUACUGCCACACUUUUCGCCACUGUGGAGUAUUCAAAAAAGUUUUUUAACUAUGUAUUUUGAUUUUGUUUUAUUUUAUAAUAAAUUUAUUGAACCUUACAUCUAAUUUUUCCACUUUCUUUUCCUUAGCAAUUUGAGUUGUUUGAGAUCUGUUGCAAAAUUCACUCAGUAAUUGAUUCUGAACUCAAACCUGGUUGGUCUAAAGAGAAAAAUAUAUUAAGAGAGUAAAAAUGGCCCGAUGAGGUGUAACAGUGAAGAAGUCCACUGCUCAAAAAAACAUUGAAGGCAACUCCUUGAAAAAUGUGUCGAGAUCAGCCAGCAAUCCAUCACUAUCAAAAAUAAGGAUAUUUCUAAUUUUUAAGAUAGCCUGUACGUUUACCUGACUGUUAUUUAAGACGAAAUAUAAUAAUA